Molecule: messenger RNA, 2206 nt
Organism: Ceratina calcarata
Lineage: Eukaryota; Metazoa; Arthropoda; Insecta; Hymenoptera; Apidae
Product: homeobox protein Nkx-2.5
Exons: 3
Coding region: 362-1483 (373 amino acids)
Biological process (GO): cell differentiation; regulation of transcription by RNA polymerase II
Cellular component (GO): nucleus
Molecular function (GO): RNA polymerase II cis-regulatory region sequence-specific DNA binding; DNA-binding transcription factor activity, RNA polymerase II-specific
Source: RefSeq, a predicted model, not a curated record
CGUCCAUCCGUGACCGUCAUCCCCUAAUCAAGAUCAUUGGAAUAGAAUUGCUGUUGUUUUUAAAGUGAAUCAUUUACUGUCGGUGAUGUAAUAUUUAAAAGUUGAAACAGCUGAAGGAUAAAUCGUUGCUUAAGGAUAUUGUGAAAUAUUCAAAUAAAUUUAGUGAACACUGAGUUUGUACUUCGUUGUUUGUCGUGAUAUAAUUUUAUGUCAACGAUAACAGUGAAUCAAAACUGAAUUGGAACGUGUUUUUGAUAAAUGACAGCGUGAGAUUUUAAAAAGUUAUUCGAUAUUGUAACUUUUCGAUCCGAACUGUUUGAAACAUUCGAUAGUGGAAAAAUAGUGAGAGUAUGCGUUGAAAAUGUUGUCGUCGUCCGGAACUCCGUUCAGCGUUCGCGAUAUUUUGAACGAGGAUCAACAAUUGGGAAUCAUGGAUUGUUACACUUCCGUUCAUCAUCAGCAUCAAUAUCAGCAACAACACGCGUCGCAGGACUACUACGGUUAUAAUAUGGCAGCGGAUAACAGUUGGGACAUCGAAAAGUUCAAGGAGCAAACGUUGUCGAAUUAUCAUUAUUCUGACUUGACUCACGCGCAUCAAUUGAAUCAGAUAGCCACGCCUUAUCAAGAGCCUCCGAUUACGGAAGACGGUANCGUGGUCACUUCGAGCAAAACUGAACUACGAAAAAGCCAGUCUGGCAAAAGGACGAAGCGGAAGCCAAGGGUGUUAUUUUCCCAAAAUCAAGUGUAUGAACUGGAGCAGCGAUUUAAGCAGCAACGAUAUCUCAGCGCCCCGGAAAGGGAGUUACUCGCUCAAACCCUGAAGUUGACCAGCACCCAAGUAAAAAUUUGGUUCCAGAACAGACGAUACAAGAACAAACGCGCGAGUAUGGAGGACGCCGAGAAACUACAAGCGCAGAAUAUAAAAAACCAAGCUUUAAAAAAGAUUCACGUGCCUGUAUUAAUUAAGGGCGGGAAACCAAACAUGCAAGAGCCGUACAACGUCUCUUGUUGGAGCAAUGUCAGGCCAGACUUGAGCGCCUCGAUGCAACCGGAUUUCAGGAUGAACGAAAUUCGCCUGAGUCCCGAAUUCAGGGCGACGAACAUCGAAGUAAGCAUCAGUCCCGUAUUCAAACAAGAACCAAACUCUGAUUUGAGUGAUAAAUCGAGUUUGAACGGCGGCCAGAUACAAGUCAGACAGCAUGCGAUCGCUACCACGGACUUCAGAAACAAUUUGGACCAACGAGCCAGUCUCCAUGAUUGCCACAAGCUAAUGAGAGGAAAUGCGAAUAGCGGCGAAGUGGCACCGUUUCCGGAUUUGAAGAACAUCAACGCGGACACGAAACCUAUGAUUAGCGACGGGAGACCGCCGAUGGACGUAUCCAGCAGCGAUUACGUGUUUCCGAAUUACUACGGGCCGACAAAUUAUCAAAUGCAGUAUGCUAAUUACAUGGAACAGGAGCAACAUUUGCAACGGUUAUGGUAAAUGCAUUGUUUAGUUUAUCGCAAAUUGUGCUUCCGUGGGAGAGUGUUAAGUUAACAAGGCUAUUAUGAAAUUGUGGAUUAUAAGGUUGCUGUUUUGUAGAAAAAUUCGGUUUAUGAUUCGACUGUGUUCGAGUGAAUUAAAAUUAAUAUUCCUCUAAAUUUAUCUGCAACAAGUAGUCUAACGGCCUACACUAUUAGGCUUUUAUUACAAAUUGCGCCAAAGUUUAACGUAUAAACAAUUCUAAAGCAAUUUGUAUUUAAGAGCAUCAAGUAUCGUUCGUAUUCGUAAUUACGUGGGAACGUUACCAAACAGGUAGCCAAAGAAAAACCGUCGUUAGUGCACAUUUUAAUCAUCGGCGACGCGCGAUAGUUACAAGUUCGAAGUAUCGUAGUUAAAUGUUAAGGCCUAUCGGCAGCUGUGUUUCAUUUUUUCUUCUCGUUCUCUUUUUAGUUAGCUAAGGUAUCCCCUCUUCCUUUUUCUUUUCGAAAUAGUAACGCGGCCGCUCAAGAGGGCCGAACGGAAAUUGCUUCAAGUGGCUUUUGCGGAAACAUCAGUUACCUACUUGCUCCGUAUUCCGCAGAGUCCGUCUUUCUCGUGAUUCUAUUUUUUUUUCCUUACGAUAAUUGAGCAGGAAAUUCGAGCGAACCGAUGCGAUCUCUAUUACGAAUAAUAACUGUACUUUUGUACCAAUGUUCGCAUGACUGGUUACUGUUAGAAAUAAGA